AUGGCACCACUGCUAUUCCUGGGGCUUCUCUGGCUGAGUCGCUGCGGGGCCUUGCGCAGUUCUGUCCAGUCCCGGCUCGAGGCAAGCUGUGGAACCGCACGUUUGCAGACCGCGGCUAAGGUGAUUGGGAUCGAGGUCGACGGAUCCUUUGAUGUCGGCCAGCUGGCCGAGGCAGUGAACCAGCCCAGGAAUGAUCUCUGGGAUCUGAUGCAGAAGAUGGACCUCCGAGAGCGGAACUCCCUGGUCGACUUCUGCAGGGCAGCGAUGGCUUCCAUGCGCCACAUCCUGGGCCAAGAGGCUCCCUUGCCUGACAUGGCAUGCCUUGACCACGGGUGCCACAAGGAGGUGAGUAUUUCUUUCGAUGACUUGGCGAAACUCCCCCUUGUGCCACCACCGCCAGAACUGGAUUACAUCAAGGACCCGCAAGGAGCCGAGGUGGUAAAAGCAAGGAAGCUUCAGAAGCCGGAGAUAUCAGGAAUGUCAGAGGCAGUGCGAAGGUCAAAGAAGUCUACUGAGGACUUGUUGCGACAUGUUACCCAACGUCUCUUUCAAGUUAUUCUCCUUCCUUCGAUCUCAGACAUGGAAGAAGACUCCAAUACCUCUGUCUUGCAGACCUAUGCCGAUCCCAAAUUCGCUUCGGACGGCUAUGAGGUCAGGGAGAAGAACAAGGAGAAUUUCCUGGAAGGCGCCGGAGUGGCCACGAAGUACCUGGAAGUCGCCACGAAUUUCUUCCAAUCCCAUGGUCUCUUCCCAGGGAGGGUGGAUGUCAUCUUCAGGCAAUGGUUCAAGUCUGAUACUGUGCCAGUGAAAAGAAUGGUAGCAGAUCACCUGGGCAAUAUCCUGGAAGUAUUGCAGAACCUGCGGGUACACGGAGAUAGCAUCGGUGAAUCUAUUGAGUGCAACGAGAGCUCUGCCGCUUAUGUGUCCACCUACUGUGACUUCAACGUCAGUGCUUUGCCAAGCGUCUCGGAAGAUCCCUGUGGAGAGCGUUACCCGAAGCCCUUCGAAGUCGCUGGUCGCUAUGUGGUUCAUGUUUGUCCACCAACUUGGAAGCAGAACGUCAUCUUUCAUGCGGGCAACUUAGUCCAUGAGUCAUCGCACCACUUUGGAACCGUGGACUUCGCGUACGGUAUGACGGGCUGCAUGGCUCUGGACCAAAGCAAAGCCCUCUCCAACGCGGACACGUACAUCUAUUUCGUUCAGCACCUCUAUGCCAUGAUCCGGGAUGAGGCAUGGACCAGCUAUCGGGGCCUGACCUCGGGCGACCGUGGUGUGCACGAAUCGAAAUAUGCCCUUCCAGAGAAGAAGCCGCAACCUGCGCCGGACCUUAGCUGGCGUGACUACUUGGACAUCUUCGUGAGAUAG
Messenger RNA from Symbiodinium sp. CCMP2592, 1365 nucleotides. Lineage: Eukaryota; Dinophyceae; Suessiales; Symbiodiniaceae. The record is from the annotation of a GenBank genome assembly.